Molecule: messenger RNA, 7360 nt
Organism: Nezara viridula (southern green stink bug)
Lineage: Eukaryota; Metazoa; Arthropoda; Insecta; Hemiptera; Pentatomidae
Source: the annotation of a GenBank genome assembly
UAAUAUUGUUACAGAAUCCUUCCUGCUGGCGGGGUCGUCCAAAAGUUUCGGAAUGGUGAGGAAGAGAUGCGGCCUAACAGAUGAACCACCACCCAACAGAGCGAACACGACGGAGAGGCUCGUCCAGCUGAGGGCUGAAAUGAGGAGGUCCCACUCAGUACAGGGCUCACCGAUAGACGCUUACCUUAUAACUGGGAGUGAUGCUCACCAGAAUGAAUUCGUAGCAGACAAAGAUCGAAGACUGGAAUACAUAUCUGGAUUUACAGGAGAUAUCGGAAGUGCCGUUAUAACCUUGGACAAGGCAGCGCUUUGGACCAUCGACCUUUAUAUUAGCCAAGCUAAUGAGGAGAUUCCAUGCGAUUGGUUACUGAUGAACCAAUCUGUUCCAGUGGCAGAAUGGUUGGCUGGUGAAGUUCAAAGUGGCCGUCGAGUUGGAGCAGACUCUAAGUUAAUAUCAAACAGCCAGUGGGAGAUUUUGGCGAAGCAGUUGUGGGACGUUUCGCUAUAUUUCAUUCCUAUAAAGAAUAAUUUAGUCGAUAUUAACUGGAGCCCGAAACCAAAUCAUACCCAUCAUGAGGCAAUCGUACACCCGAUCGAAUAUGCUGGUGUACAUUGGUAUCAUAAAGUGGCGAUGGUAAGAGAUGCCAUGAAAAUAGAAGGAUGUGAUUCGCUAGUUGUGACUGCUUUGGAUGAAAUCGCAUGGCUCCUCAAUAUUAGAGCAAGAGACAUUCCAUAUUAUCCCGUUUUAAGUUCUUACGUUAUUUUGACAAAAGAUCAAAUUUACCUUUUUGCGCAUACUCGAAAGAUAGGUACUGCUGUUAAAGAUCAUCUUCGAAUAGAAGGAUGCUUUGCAUCUAACUGUGUAAGACUGCGGCCAUAUGAUUCAAUUCUGGACGAUAUAGCAACAAUGGCACAGAAGUGGAAGACAGCCUGCCUCCCAGGUGAACAUCUACUAACUCCUGGCGUCAGCAGAGCAGUAUUCUUUACAGUUCCACCUGAGAAACGAAGGACUCUAGUCUCUCCAAUAGCGAGGAUGAAAGCUGAAAAAAAUGAAGUUGAACGUAAGGGAAUGCAUACUGCUCACUUAAAAGAUGCUGUAGCUUUCUGCGAAGCAAUGUCGUAUAUUGAAAAGAUGAUCAAUAAAGGAGAAGAAAUGGACGAAAUUGAAAUAGCAGAGCUGUUGGACGAAGCUAGAAGAGCUCAAUUGAAUAAUGAAGGUAUCAGUUUCAAGACAAUUGUAGCCUUUGGGAAAAAUGGGGCUUUCCCUCACUACGAACCGAAAAACACGACUGUCCUAAUGGUAGAUAAAACUAAUCUACUACUUAUUGACUCAGGAGCUCAAUAUUUAGAAGGCACAACGGACGUUUCAAGGACUUUCCAUUUUGGCAGGCCAACGGCAGAGCAGAAAGAAAUGUACACAAGGGUACUGAUGGGCCUCAUAGAUUUGGCCUCUUUAACUUUUCCAGCCUCUGUUACUCUUAGCGAAAUUGACGUGAUGGCAAGAGCUCCGCUGUGGUCCGUGGGUCAGGAUUAUAACCACGGGACUGGACAUGGUAUUGGAGCAUUCCUUUCUGUCCACGAAGGUCCAAUACUAGUUUCUAGACAUCCUACCUUACAAGAAGUCUAUAAAGAAGGAUAUUUUUUUUCAGAUGAACCCGGCUACUACAAAGAGGACCAUUAUGGUAUCCGAUUGGAAAACAUAUUAGAAGUGAUUUCCGUCAAUAAGACUGAUGCUGUUGAAAAGUACCUAGCCUUCAAAACAGUAACUUUAAUUCCAUUCGAGCCGAAGUUGAUCAAUCUAAAAAUGUUGAGUCCUAAUCAGGUAAAAUGGCUGAAUGAUUACUACAUGAGAAUAAGUAAUGAAGUUGGCGCUGAGCUAAAACGACAAGGGCGAAUGGAUGCUUUCCAUUGGAUGAUAUCUAAGGUUAAAAUGAUCCCUGAAAGAGCUUAUGCUUACGGUUCAGCAUCAAGAGUUCACAACAAGCUGCUGUGCAUAUCUUCAAUGUUACUAGCUUCUUUAAUUGUAUUCUUACAACGUACUUUUUUAUGUGACUGAAGACUAUUCUUUUAAUGGUUGUGGAGUUACACAACUAAGACAAUAUGGCUAGUCAAAAAUGAGGAAAAAAAUCACUAACUUAUAAACAAAAUGAGAUUAAAAAAUAUUUAAUUUUAUUUACUUAAUGAUUGUAAAAAUAGUAAUGUUGUAUUAAGGCUAAUUUCCAUUCAUUGCCAACGCGGCCUUAUUUUCAUGUGAUAUCAGGAACAUGGUAGAUUACAAGAACAUUCUAAAUUGAUGAUUUUAGAAACAAACAUGAUAAUUUGGUGAGAACAUAAUUGAUUGUGCUUAGAAAUUAAUCUAAAGUCCAUUUAAACUGAUUAUUUUCCUUUUAAAUUAAAAUUUUCAAACAAAUGAAUUCCCCCUAUUCCGUAAGAUUCAUUGAAUUUCAAAGUAAAAGGAUUAGCCUUAUAAGGUUAUACUUUUAUCAUUUUUAUAUGUUAUAUAAUUUUUAUUACAACUAUUAUUAUGCAUGAUAGAAUGUGACAAUUAUUGAUGAUGCUAAAGAAUGUGAUAGACUAUGUUAAGUGUUUUAGAUUGUAAUAAGUUUGCUAUUAGUCAUAUUUAAUUGUAUCGCCAUUUCUUAUAAUUUAUUGGGCAUUGAUUGUUGUUUCAGCUUUUUAUAAUCGAAGUUGCUUAUUUUAAUCCUCUGUCAGUCACAAUGAAAAAUCUCAUUAUAACUGAAAGAAUGAGUGAUCUGAAUUUUGAAAACUUUCAUUAUAAUGAAGUGUAAAUUCAAAAUCAAGGGUAUACACUGGACAGAAUUUUUUUUUUGAAAUUUAAACAAUAUCUCUUGGACUGAAAAAUAUGCCAGCAACUCAACACAGUUGAGCAGCCAUGCAAUAUUAUUGUAUUUUUCUCUCUACAAUUUAUAAAUAUUUUAAUAUGGAAUACAAUUUUUUAUAACUAAUUUUCGGCAAACCUUUUGUGUUAUAUCGUGUUUCAUUUUCUUUCAAAUCAUUUAUAUAAUUAACUCCCGUAUCAUCCUGGCCAUACUUCCAUGUGUAAAAUUAUUGGAAAGGUUAAUUAAUUUAUUAUAAUCAAAUUUGAUAAAAGGGAAAAAACGUUCUAUGAUUUUUUAUUCAUAUGAAAAAAAAAUUAUUUGAAAAGUAUAAUGAUUAUUGUUAAAUGUAACAUAUAAAGUCAAUAUCAGAACUUUUUAACAAAAAAUUAAUAUUAGCUAACAUUUUAUUAGUAAAAGAAUAAAGACCAUCCACUAUGGAAAAGGAAAGUUGGUUAGUAUAUUGCUCAGAAAGAAUUACACAAACUUUAUUACAUAAUUAUAUAAUUUUUUUAGACAAAAUAAAAUUGGGUGCUAGAUUGAAUUAUCAAUUUUGCUACUUCUAUACAAGAACGAAUCUGUUCUUCAAUCCUUUAUUAAAAUUCGAAGGCGAAUCCUUUUAAAAUGCUUAGUUUACAUUAAACUAAGGCUAGUGCCCAAAAGUUUCUUUUGGUAUUGAACGAUUGUUGAGGAAUAUUUAUUUUGUUGAAUAUUGUAGGUUUUAGGACAUUUAAACAUUCUACUGAUUAAAAUAAUUCGUAUAGGCAGCAUGUUGACUGACAAUAUAGCUAUUAUUGAGACGGCCUCCCAUCUAAAUACCUAUCGCGAGUGACGGUGCUUAGUGCUUUGAUUAUUUGUUUCAAUCGCCUUAAUUUGCUCAGCUUAUAAAAUGAGUAAAAAGUAUAAAUCAACAAUUUUUAAUACAAUUCAUUUUUCAAUUAAAUUAAUAAUAAUAAAAGCAUCGGGUGUGUAGUUACUUUUUUUCAAGAUAGCAAUUUUUGCACCUUCUGCAGCUUUCCCCUGAAUCCCUGGUAGUGUACUUGCCGUUUUUUUAAAUCCUUUUGAGCGAGUGGGAUUCAAAAGCAGCGAUAAAAUUAAAGCUAAUUAAUGCACUGGUUUUAACCAGCAGGGAAUUUGUGAAAGUCAUAAAUCCUAAUCUAAAUAAAGGGAAGUUACACUGUCUUACACAAUCUUCUUCUAUUCUCAGAAGCCCAGUGAUAGCAAGAUCUUGGCCCACUCGUGAUAGAGGAGUGACACUUGUACAGUGGUACUUCAAGUUUUAUUCGCCAAAAAAGAUUAUGAUAUAAUAAUAAACACGCAAAAAAGUUCUAAAUUUUCUUAAUGCAUAUUUGCAAAAUUAUAUGAGGGAUGGAUCUACAUUAUGAGAGUGUAGACAUGUUUAUCCCAUGGCCUGUCAACACUUAACUUAUAUUAUUAUCAUUUAUUAUAUUAUAUAUAAUAUAUAUUAUAUAACACUUUUCUUAUAUUUAUUAGCUUAGAAUAAUGUUUCCAACUUCAAAACUUCCAUUAUACAAAUAUUUUUCCUUUUUUUCUCUUGCACUGGCUUCUCUAAACAGAAUUAUUUAAUUUAAAAUGUAUUUUAUUAGCUUUUAUAAAUGGAUAUUUACAAAGUAGAGCUGAGAGACACUUUGAUAGCAAUGUUUUUAGCAGUGCUAUACAGAAUUAUUUAAUUUAAAAUGUAUUUUAUUAGCUUUUAUAAAUGGAUAUUUACAAAGUAGAGCUGUGGUAUACACGUUAACAUCCUCUGUCUCCACUACACUUCCAUUAGAUGCACUGUUGUUUCAAGCUUUUAGCUAAAUACAGAGUGCAGCUCAAACUUAUGUGAAUUUUUUUCCCAUGCUAGUACCCAAUUAAUCAAAAAGUAAACCAAAGAGAUAAGUUAAUCACAAUAUUUCUCUUUAAGCUUCUAUAAGACAACUGCUUAACUGAAAAUACUUUAUUGAAGUUUUAAAUCUAAAAGAUUGUUUCAUCUUUAUAAGAUUGAUGGAUCUUUAAAAAAAAAACACUGAAAUUUCGACUACCUAAGAGAUUAGAGACUCGGAAAAUACUAGGAAUUAUGAAUAGGAAGAAAAGUAUCUGUAAUAUGAGACAAACAUAACUAUAUGAUCAUGAAGAUUUAUUGUACCCAACAUUUGAUUAUGUUGGUGCUGCAAAUUCUAUCGAACAUGACAGAUUGAAUAUUUAUAAAAAGAGAUUAAAUAAAUACAUUAAUGCCUUUAUAACUAGAGGAUAUAAAAUCCUGUAGUUCUAAUUUUGUUUAAAAUAUUUCAAAAAUUAUUUUUUGAAAUAUUUCACUUUUGUACUUAAAUAUGAACAUUUAAAUGGUUAUGUGACAAAAUUCUAAUAUUUUUUCUUUUAUACAUUCUUACAUUUCCGAUUUGUCAGUGACAUUUUGUGGUGAAACAUUUAAGUAGUAAAUUGUUUUGAAUCGAAUAGUUAUUUUUAAAAUUCAAAUAAAAAUAAUUACUGCUUGUAUAUAACUAAAGCUUUAAAAUAAAAUUAAUAAACAAAAAAUAUUUUAAAAAUUUAAAAGGACUUUAUCAUAGACCACUUUAGAAUUGCUUUAAAACAAUUAUUGUUACGCUUUGAUGAUUGAAAGAAUUUUAAUGUUUAAAAUAAUUAUAGCAGGCACAAAGAUUUUGGUAUAAAAAAUAAAUAGUAAUAAUAAAACAACAAUCUUGUAAGUUUGAGAAAUCAAACUAACAAAAGACUUGAGAUAUGGAACUGUUUUAAAUCAUAAGAAUUCCUGUUGAAGAAAACAGGAAUUUUUCUAUGGUAACAUUUUUUAUUUAUAAUAGAAUAAAGAUGUACUUAAAUAAUAUACUUUAUAAGUUAGCAUAUUAAAGAAAAACAUAGAAACAUUAUUUUUUCUUAAAAUAUGAAUUGCUAAUAGAAGUUCAUAUAACCAGUUAUUUAUUUUUUUAAGAUUAAUGUGUAUUUGGUAUUAAUUUUUAAAAAUUUAAAAUAUAGCUAAAUGUAUUUUCAUAUUUUUGUCAAAUAUUCGUACCAGAAAUCAAUGACUUAGAUUAUGAAGGACUUUAAUCUUAAUUAUCUAUUAGAAAAAAAAUGAAUAAAUAAAACACUAUCACAUCUGGGUCAUCCUCAAAUAAACUAACCCCUUUUCUCUCUUUUUUUAUAAUUUUAAUUGGCAACAGAGUAAACCAGAAAAAUUAAAUUUUCAAAAACUUCCCAAAAAGUUCAAAAUUACCUUUAAAAGUACCUGAGAAGGUCCAGCUGAAAUGUUGAAAUUUUAUUGAUUCUCUAUGAAUUUUCAAAAAUGGCUAACUGAUAGUUCAGUUUAAAAAAGUGGCAAGUCACGAAAAAAUUGUUUUUUUUUCUUUUUUAAUGUUUGAAUAUUGCCUGCUUUAACGAUCUCAACGUUUCCAUUCUAGUUAGAAAAAAAAUAGAUUUGAAUGUACCUCUAGAACAAACAUCCGUACCCUUCCGUAUAUCAGAAAUUGUGAGACAUAGAAAAAAAAGGAAUUAAACAUCGUAUAUGUACAUUUAUUUUUAUUUUUUUAUUGCAAUGUUUUAGUACACAAAAAAAGCUAAAAAUUCUCAAAGAUUAUUCCAGAUCGUGACGCUUGUGAAUUUUUCAAGAAGACAAACGUUUUUAUAAUUUUACUUUUUCAUAUUUCUUGAACAAAUUAUAAUGAAAAAUGUUGAUUGUAUUGAAACAGACAGAUAUUUUAUUUGAGGAUGAACCAUAUGAUUACAAAUGUUCUUUUAACAUGUUGACUGCCAAAUACAUGCUCUCUUGAAUUUAUUCUAUGUAAAUAUGAAUAUAUAACCUCAGAGAAGAGAACGAAAAAUCAAAUUUGGCUUAUAUAAACAGAAAAUGUAUUCAUUAUAAGAGUUUCAAAGCACAAAAUAAGCCAAUAUAAUUAGUAUGAUUAAAAAAAAAAAAACUGAUUCUAUCUAAUUUUUUUAUUAAUAUGUACUAAAAUUAGAAUUUUCAGUAAUAAAAUAUGAUCAAACUAAAAUGGCUUUUUAGGCUGGCAUCCUGGAAAAUAUUAAGGUAGUCAAUUUGUCUAGUAGAGAAUUAAAUUUUUCGAAUAGACGCAUUAAUAAUUAAAGCAUGGUAUGAAGACUUUACUUUUAAAUUCAAUGCGUAAAUCCUUUCAUAUAUUUCUCAUGCCCAACUUUGCAUAGUAAUUAUUUUGACUUAUUCAAUAUUAUAAUAGUUUUAUGAAUGUUAUAUGUUGUUAUGUGAUUGUGAAAUAUUUAGUUUUUAAAAAUGUACAGAACUUGUUGUAUACUGCCAUUUUUUUUGCCUGUUGUAAUAUUAGUUUGUAAGUGUUGCCUAGAAACCAUUAUUAUAAUCCUAUUUUAUGUAAAAUUAUUUCCAAGUAUAUUUAAAAAUUUAAAUACUUCAUUCCAUUUAUGUUGAUUGAUCUCAAUGUAUCCAUUUAGUUGUAAUUUUAUAAAAAUAAUCCAUACGUAUCGCAGAUGUCUAUUUGUCAUGUGUAAAAUAAUAUUGAAUAAAAUGCAUAACAAAAUAA